CCAUGGGAAGUUUUAUUUUACCAAAACAAAAACAAAAACCGAUCACUUGACAGAAGCCAGACCUUCCUUUUCCUCCGACCCUAAUAUAGAUCUUGUUCCCGAUCUUCUGCUCACUCUUUUAAACCCUAGAUAAUUUCCAGUCAAUUUCAUCCAUUUUUCAUUGCUGAAUCCCAGCGUGAUCGUAUACCUCCGAAUCAUUGGUCUGUGCUUAUGCAAUGGUGGUCUGCAAAUGCCGAAAGGCGACAAAGUUAUACUGUUUCGUGCAUAAGGUUCCUGUUUGUGGAGAAUGCAUCUGCUCUCAGGAGCACCAGAUAUGUGUGAUACGUACGUACUCAGAAUGGGUAAUAGAUGCAGAGUUUGAGUGGCCUACCAAGUGUUGCGAGUGCCAAGUGGUACUUGGGGAUGGAUCUGUCCCUGAAACCACCCGAUUGGGUUGCUUACAUGUUAUGCAUUCAAAUUGUUUGGUUUCACAUAUCAAAAGCUAUCCUCCUCACACUGCACCAGCUGGAUAUGUCUGUCCUUCAUGUUCUAUUCCGAUAUGGCCUCCUAAGGUUGUCAAAGAUUCAGGUUCUCGUCUUCAUUCACUACUGAAGGAAACUAUUUUGCAGACUGGAAUGGAAAAGAAUUUGUUUGGAAAUCAUCCUGUUUCUUUGCCCUCAACAGAGUCCCACAGUCCUCCACCUGCUUUUUCCUCAGAUCCACUAAUAAAUGUAUCCUCUAAUGGAGGAAUAGAAUACAGCACAAGCUCAUUGCCCUCUCUUGCAAAAGAUGGCAUGAGUGCUACUGACUUAUACUCAGCUUCAGUAGGAGUGCCCUCUAAACCUACGGUGUCAGAGAUAAUGGAAAUAGACAGUCCUAGUUCAGCAGGGAAUUACAUGAAGAACUCAAGCCCUGGUCCUGUUGCCACAACACGAAAGAGUACAGCCCUUUUUGAGAAGCAAAACUCUGAAAUGUCAUAUUAUGCAGAUGAUGAAGAUGGGAAUCUUAAGAAGUAUAACCGAAGAGGUCCACUCCGUCAUAAGUUUAUGAGAGCAUUGCUCCCAUUCUGGUCCAAUGCAUUGCCAACUUUACCAGUGACUGCACCUCCACGUAAGGAUGCAUCUAAUGUAGAUGAUGUCCCAGAGGCUCGAUCACGGCAUCAAAGAUCAACACGGAUGGAUCCAAGAAAAAUCCUUCUCAUCAUAGCACUCAUGGCAUGCAUGGCAACCAUGGGUAUUCUGUAUUACAAAAUUGCACAGCGAGCUCCUGAUGAAGGGCUGCCUGGUGAUGAGCAGUAGUAAUUAUUCGUAUCUAAGAUGUUGAUGGAAUAGGUGAUAUUAUAUCGCUUGCUUCCAGAUAGCCAGAUGACAGUUACUGGUGUUUCUGGUAGAUCUGGCCUGUGUUUGCUCAGCCUUUGAGGUUAGACCUGUUUCUGUUUUUUUGACAAGCACAAGUUGAUAGAAGAAAAACUUCCUUCCCUCUCAUCCUUCUUUUUCACCCUUCCCUUUUGAAAGCUUGAAUAUCAGAAAAAUAUGGUUUCAGCUGGGCCGAUACUGAAUGUUACACAGCAUUUUCAUGGAAAUCUUUUCUCCAUAUCUUUCUUUCCCCCCUCGUUAUCCUUUGUAGUUAAAUUGGAAAGAGUUUGAAGAAAAAAAUAUUUGCUUUUUAACUCUGUUGCUAUGUAAUUAAUUAUCUGCUGUGCUAAUAAACUUUGAUUAAACCGAUGUUCGAAAGACAGUUUUUGUU
Molecule: messenger RNA, 1725 nt
Organism: Rubroshorea leprosula
Lineage: Eukaryota; Viridiplantae; Streptophyta; Magnoliopsida; Malvales; Dipterocarpaceae
Source: the annotation of a GenBank genome assembly